UCCCUUGUUUCCAUCCGCAAGGCCGACGAGGCGGGAUACUCCGCCAUCUUCGCACACGGGGAAUGCCGCCUACAAUCGCGCGAGAGCAGUGACAUCGUCGCGCGCAUCCCGUCCUACCACGGCCUGUAUCAGAUCAUAUCAUGCUUCGCCGACGAACACGGAGACACAGCCACUCCCGCACUAGGCACCGAGAACGAGGUGGCGCUGAGCACGCGUCCGGCCAAACGUGGUCCGCUCACUAUCAGCGUGAUGGACCUCCACCACACCAUGGGUCACAUAUCGCUUCGCACUGCACACGACAUGGUCAAGCACGGUCACACCGACGGCAUCGCGCUAUCCGACGCGGACAUUACAACACAGUGCAAGACAUGUGUGCAGGCUAAGCUCACUCACAAAGCGAUCCCGGACACCGCGCACGGGAGCGCCCAUGACAUCCCAGUGACGGCGUACGGUGACAAGGUCCACUCCGACGUGUGGGACGCAGGCAAGAACUUCCUGGGGGGUGACCAUAAGGCCGUUGUUUUCAUCGAC
This is a messenger RNA of Epithele typhae, 531 nucleotides long. RefSeq lists its product as uncharacterized. The record is from RefSeq and is a predicted model, not a curated record. The annotation marks the transcript as partial. Lineage: Eukaryota; Fungi; Basidiomycota; Agaricomycetes; Polyporales; Epitheliaceae. The transcript has a single exon.